UGCUCAUUCUGUUCAGAAACAAAAGGAAAAAAGGAAAACCCUAGGGUUUCAAUCCUCGCUCGAGCUCAGAGAAAUGGCGGAAGACGAAGAGGACUACGUCUUCUACGGCACUCCGAUCGAGCGCGAGGAGGACACGUCAGCUCGCAAGCGAAAGGCCAUCGCCGACGCUGGCCAGCUCCGCAGCCUCCCUUCUUGGAAACAAGAAGUGAGAGAUGAAGAAGGCCGUCGAAGAUUUCACGGAGCAUUUACUGGGGGAUAUUCUGCUGGCUACUACAAUACUGCUGGGUCAAAAGAGGGAUGGACUCCUCAGACAUUCACAUCAUCACGUAAAAAUCGGGCAGAAAUGAAAAAACAGAACAUCUAUAGCUUUUUGGAUGAUGAGGAUGUAAAGGACAUGGGCGGACAUGCACUGGAGACAUCCUCUCAAUUUGAUACCUUUGGAUUUACUGCUGCAGAAGUUGCUCGUAAGGAAGCUGAGAAAGAACAGCAAAAGAGACCAUCGGCUAUUCCUGGACCUGUUCCUGAUGAAAUACUUCUUCCUGCAGCAAGUUCUAUUGGCAUCAAGUUGUUGGUCAAGAUGGGAUGGCGGCGUGGACAUGCAAUUAAGGAGACCCAUGCAGAUUCAUUAUAUGAUGCACGUAGAGAGGCGAGAAAAGCAUUCCUUGCACUGUCCGGUAAUGAAAAGAGUUCUGAACCUUCUCAGAUUGAAUUGAGUAAGAACAGCCUCAAAGAUACAUCUGAAAGAUAUGAUGAUGUCAUUUCUUCUCAAAGCACCCCUGUGUAUGUACUCAACCCGAAGCAGGACUUACAUGGCUUGGGUUAUGAUCCUUUUAAGCAUGCUCCUGAAUUUAGAGAUAGAAAGAUGUUGCAUGAUUCGAAACGUAAAGAUUACGGUACAAGAACUGAUGUUUCAUCAAGGAGUAAAUUUUCAGCUUCUGACUCAGGAAAAUAUGCUCCAGGUUUGAUUGGAGCACUUGAGGAACUUGAUGUUGAAGAUGAGGAUAUAUAUUCAUCUGGUUUUGAGUAUGUUGGAAUGGAAGUUCAAGAAGAAGAACCCUCAAAAGAAAUCCCAGACAAAAAGCUUAAACUGGAAUACAGAAAGCAGGGUGUUCUUCCUGGUUUCAAAGUUGCAUCAAAUUCUGACUAUAGUUUGGAAAGAUUUUAUCCUCCUGUUAUCCCCCCUGAUUUUGAGCCUAUUCAUAAGUUUACAUCCCCACUGGAGACCAUGGAGAAAUUUGCUGAAUCUCCCCCUUUAGAGGUUCCUCCUCCAGAAGACAACAAUUUGAGAUUAUUGAUAGAUGGGUUUGCAACUUUGGUUGCUCGCUGUGGUAAAUUAUUUGAAGAUCUCUCCAAGGAAAAGAACGAAUCCAAUCCAUUAUUUUCAUUCCUUAGUGGUGGAAAUGGUCAUCUAUACUAUGAAAGAAAAUUGUGGGAGGCUAAGCAGAAAACUGGUCAACAAAGGCAGGUGGCUGCAUCAUUUGACCGAAAGAUGACAGCUGAGAGUCGUGGGAGAAUUUUAGGUGAAAAGCCCUUGGAGAGAAGCGCCCAAAUUUCAACCACAUUUGUCGCCCAUAAAGAAAUUCAUUUUCAGUCCAACCUUUCUGAUGCUUUCACAAAACCCACAUCAGUUGUUGACUCCUCAGAACCUGCUAAACCUUUCAAAGAUGAUCCUGCAAAGCAGAAAAGAUUUGAGCAAUUUUUGAAGGAUAAAUAUCAAGGUGGCCUUCGUUCCACGUAUGCUGGCGGUAGAAGCGCACUGUCUGAUACAGAUCGUGCUCGGGAAAGACUGGACUUUGAGGCUGCAGCAGAGGCAAUUGAGAAAGGGGAAUGGAACACAAAAUCUAAUAUUCCAUUGAGCCAGCAAGGAUUGAAACUCCUUGGUGAUGAAAGUGGCUUUGUGCCUUCUACCACAGUUGAGACACAACAAAUUUCUGAAGUUGAAGAGAAGAUGGUGGAUAAAAUGUACCCUAAGAGGGAGGAAUUUCAGUGGCGUCCCUCUGCGAUUCUAUGCAAGAGAUUUGAUCUUAUUGAUCCUUUCAUGGGGAAGCCACCACCACUCCCAAGAGCCCGAAGCAAGUUUGAUGCUCUCAUCUAUAUGCCGGUUUCUAGUCCACAAGUUACCAGUGCAGACACUACUUCAAAAAGAGAUCCAUCACCUGCUUCUCAAUCUAAACUGCAAGAAAGUGAGGAACAACCUAAUAAAGAGGAUCCCGACUCCAAAACUAAUGCCACAAUUGUGCAGAAGCCCGUUGAUCUUUACAAGGCAAUCUUUUCUGAUGAUUCUGAUGAUGAAGAGGAAAAUGCUGGAGUCAGCUCUGUGGCGGAUCCAGGGAAAAAGAUUGAAGGGGUUAAUACUACUCUAAAUCGUCUGGUAGCUGGGGAUUUCUUGGAGUCUUUAGGUAAAGAGCUUGGGCUAGAGGUUCCACCAGAAUCACUCCCAGUGAACAAGACCACCAGCUCCGCUUCUUUGAUAGAUGAGAAGGUCAAGGACUCCUUGAACGUUGACAAAGAAAAUUCCUGAUCAUGCAAACACUAUAAGAAAAGACCAAACCAUAACUUUCAUAAGAGAUCAAGAUGACGGUAAAAUUUCUGAUCAUAAAGAGAAUAGAAAUAAAGCAGAAAAAAGGGAACAUCGAUCUAGGAAGCAUAGAUCUCACAGACGUAGCAGUACUUCGGAUACUGAUUCAUCGAAUGAUGAUGGACAUAAUGGGCAUUCCAAGUCUAGAUCUGAAAAAAGGUCUUCAUCAAAGAGAAAAAGAAAACAUUUGGAUCAUCACAGUCGCAAGAGAAGUAGAUCUCCUAGCAGAUAUUCAAGCCGUGACAAGGACAGGGAUUUAUCAGAUGAUGAUAGAAAGGAUAGGAGAUCUAGGGACAAGGAGAAAUAUUCUCGCAAAAAGCACCAUUGAGGUAUGGAAGUUCAUGCAUUAUGAUUUCACAAAGCUUUUAUGAAUAUUGUGGUCCCGUCAUAGUUUUGCUGCAUAUAAAGUUGAAAUGUUCAGGUUAUGUGAAAUCAUGGCACUUUUUAUUUGAGUAUCAUGUCCCAUAGAAGGCCAGUUACUUAAUGCAUGAGGAUCUGAUCAUCUUUCAUUAAAAACUGUUUGAUAAUGUGAAAAGAAGAAGGGAGCUGUCUGUAGAUAUUGAAAUCAGGGUUUUCCUUGUGUUGCUUGCAAAAAGGCGUGCAUGAUCUUUUAUGUUCGGCCACGAGACUGCAGACUUUCAUUAUGAGGUUGAUUUGUAUGACCAAACUUGUAUGCUACUCUGUUUCCCAUCUUUCUGUUAUGAUAUUAUAUCACGUCCUAAGCAAAAUAAUGUGACGCAAUUAUCAGUCAUCAUGCACACGUACUCUUAGUUUUCUUCGUUUUCA
Molecule: messenger RNA, 3364 nt
Organism: Asparagus officinalis (garden asparagus)
Lineage: Eukaryota; Viridiplantae; Streptophyta; Magnoliopsida; Asparagales; Asparagaceae
Product: G patch domain-containing protein TGH homolog
Biological process (GO): mRNA processing
Cellular component (GO): nucleus
Molecular function (GO): RNA binding
Source: RefSeq, a predicted model, not a curated record